Molecule: messenger RNA, 3375 nt
Organism: Belonocnema kinseyi
Lineage: Eukaryota; Metazoa; Arthropoda; Insecta; Hymenoptera; Cynipidae
Gene: Gprk2
Product: G protein-coupled receptor kinase 2
Exons: 8
Coding region: 1036-2817 (593 amino acids)
Biological process (GO): protein phosphorylation; regulation of signal transduction; signal transduction
Cellular component (GO): cytoplasm
Molecular function (GO): ATP binding; G protein-coupled receptor kinase activity
Source: RefSeq, a predicted model, not a curated record
UCUGGUACCCGUACAAACUCCCGAUUAUCUUGUGCGCAACCCGUCUGACCCGUCUUGUCACUCGCUCUGCCACGAAAUCGCCGGGCGUCGUUGCAGACCACGCGAAUAAAAAACAUCUCCAUCAGGAUCCCGAUCGGAGAUAACGUGUGGUCUGAAAAAGGCGUCUGUGUUUGGGAUCCCAUCGACAGCGAAAAGAUAUCUACCAAUUAGAGGUGAGGCGGAGAGACUCGAGCAAAAAAAGGAGAGAGACACGCUUCUGCAACUGCGUGCUUGCGAACAUUCUGACGUCAUUCCUGCGAGGACGUCGACACUUGAGUUUGUAUCGGGGAUCCAGAGGUUGCAUCGAGGAAGACACAUCCUUGCCUGGGAGGAUACUCGUAUCCCAAGUGUCCCAAGUCGAGAGGAGAGGAGAGGCUCGACUUUGUUCAUGAAGAGUGGAAGGCCCCUCAGCUGGAAAUACAAAAGAAUGUUCCCGCAAAUAUCUUCAAGCCUCCUCUCUUCACCGGCUUCUACUGUUGCUUCUUCGUCUUCUUCCUCUUCUUCUUCCUCCUCCUCCUCUUCUUCUUCUUCUUCCUCAAGUGAUGAUGUGCGGAUCGACAAUCUCUCAUAAUCGCAUCAGUUGUGAGGAUGAAAGUGUGAGUGAGUCGGAUCUGUCUUUAAAGAUGAAGUAGAGGUCUUGCGAAGGAUUGAAAUUCGUAUCAAUAACUGAUCAGAAGGAUCGGAAGAGUAGAGAUUGAUUUGGAGAAGAGAGUGGAUUAUUUGGUAGAUUUGUAGAUUUUCUGGAAGGUCAAUACUGGCAUCCCACGUGGCAGACACGUGAGUGGAUUCUUCCGGAGAGUUGUCGUAAACAGAUGGGAAGAGACUGGAUGAUUAGAGACUGGGUGAUCGAACCCGAACAAAGUUGUACUCGGAGUUUUCUCUUCCUCGAAGGCCUUGCAAGUCCUCCUCCUCGUCUUCUUCCUCAACAUCUUUGCCAAAGCUGUCUUCGUGGAUUCUCCUUGGUUCGGCCGCGCAAACUCGAUCAAGCUGGAAUUGAUGGAGUUGGAGAACAUCGUAGCGAAUACUGUGUACCUGAAAGCCAGAGAAGGUGGUGGUGACAGCAAUAAAGGAAAGAGCAAAAAAUGGAGGAAAAUACUGCAAUUUCCACACAUAUCCCAGUGCAUAGGCCUAAAAGAUAAAUUGGAUAUAAGGUACGGCUAUGUGGUGGACCAGCAGCCGAUCGGACGGCUCCUAUUUCGGCAGUUUUGUCAGGACACGAAGCCAUCUUACCAUAGUUACAACCUCUUUCUCGAUUCGAUCGAGAAGUACGAGAUCGAGAUGGACGAGAAUCGAACAGAACUCGCCAAGAAACUUUAUGAAAAGUACCUGAAACGAGAUGUUUCCGGAGUCAUCGACAUCUUGAAUGAUUCCUUAGUCUCGCAAUGUGAGGAUAGACUGAGCACUGCUGGAAAGGAGAUCUUUGUCGAAAUCGCCCAGACCGUGAAGAACUUCUUAGCCGGCGAACCCUUCUCUGUCUUCCUCACCAGCUAUUACUUUUACAGGUAUCUCCAAUGGAAAUGGCUCGAGGCACAGCCCGUAACAUACAAGACCUUCCGAAUGUACCGAGUCCUCGGGAAAGGCGGUUUUGGCGAGGUCUGUGCUUGCCAGGUGAGGGCCACGGGGAAGAUGUACGCCUGCAAAAAGCUCGAGAAGAAGCGCAUCAAGAAACGUAAAGGCGAGGCGAUGGUUUUAAUUGAGAAGAACAUCCUGCAGAAGAUAAACUCAAAUUUCGUCGUCUCCCUGGCUUACGCCUACGAGACAAAGGACGCUCUUUGCCUUGUCCUCACCAUCAUGAACGGCGGAGACCUCAAAUUCCACAUCUACAACAUGGGCGGCGAGCCUGGCUUCGACAUCACUCGCGCCAGGUUCUAUGCCGCCGAAGUUGUCUGCGGCCUCGAGCAUCUCCAUCUCCAAGGCAUCGUCUACCGGGACUGCAAGCCGGAGAACAUCCUCCUCGAUGACCACGGUCACGUGAGAAUAUCCGACCUGGGUCUCGCCGUGGAAAUCACCGAGGACGACAUGGUCCGCGGCAGGGUUGGCACUGUUGGCUACAUGGCGCCGGAGGUGAUCGACAAUGAGAAAUACACCUUCUCGCCCGACUGGUUCAGCUUCGGCUGUCUCUUGUACGAGAUGAUCGAGGGCCAGGCGCCUUUCCGGGCCCGGAAGGAGAAGGUCGCGAGGGAGGAGGUCGACCGAAGAGUCAAGGAGGACCAGGAAAAGUACUCGCACAAAUUUAGCGAGGAGGCGAAGAGUUUGUGUCAGCAGCUCCUGAAAAAGAGCCCUAAGAGCAGGCUUGGCUGCAAGUGCGGCCGACACGGGGCGAAGGAAGUGAAGCUUCACAACUUUUUUCAGUGCAUGAACUGGAAGAGGGUCGAGGCGGGUAUGUGGGAACCGCCGUUUAUACCUGAUAAACAUGCAAUUUACGCGAAGGAUGUGUUGGAUAUCGAGCAGUUUUCGACAGUGAAGGGCAUCAAUCUGGACGCGACGGAUGAUACCUUUUAUAGCAAGUUUAAUACUGGCAGUGUCUCCAUUCCAUGGCAGAACGAGAUGGUGGAGACGGAGUGCUUCAAGGAGCUUAAUAACGUACUUGGGUUGAACAAUACACCCACUCCUGAUCUGCUGAUAAAUCAUCCUCCACCAAACAAUGAGAACAGAGGCUGCUUUCCAUUCAGAAGAAAGAAGAAACAGAGUGCUCGUACAAGACAGAUGCCGAUGUCAGAGUGCCAUUUGCGAGAGCUCUUACAGAAUCAGAACUGUGGCGAGUUGCCAGCCAGCUGAUCCAGAAUGAACUUUGGAAGUGUACACGCACCGACAGCGACGAGACAUCGUCCAGGAUUCCCGACACGCUGUAUCACGUUCCGCGAUCAAAUUCCACCCUCGAGCAACGGCAACGAUUCACGUGAACGGGUGAUAAUCGGCCAGCAGCAGAUGGGAACAACUCGCACUUGCUCGAUACAGAAAGUCAGCUGGAAAAACGCGAACGCUUCCAUGUGAGAGAAUUUCGCGUCGUCGUCGCCUUUUCUCAGAUCGAAGUCCUCUGCGUCCAAACGUCCUCGACCCAAAAAAACAACAACAAAAAAAACAAACAAAAUGAAACAGAAAAAAACGAGAGAAUGCCACACACAAUUUCAAGAAUUGCAAACAUUCAGACGAGGUACAAUCACUUUGAAAAAUGAAUUUCGAGCCUCGAUUAUUACCUCGAGAGAGGAGGAUGGCAGGCCAGAGUCGUUUCUGUAAAUAGGGCUGAGGCAAUGAAACUUAAUUUUGCGAAAUUACAAGAGUCCUUUAUCGCGUUUUCAGGAGUCUUCUGUUUUUUGUUUUUUUUUUUUUAUUUAA